CCGAAAUGCUAUCAUAAAAACAACCCUGAAAGAAACCCCCAAAAGUUAGCGUUUACCUUGUGUGGUUUGCCCCAAAUCACACUACUCUCCAAACCAAACCAAACCAGAUCCAAACCUUUCGAUCACCAUUUCAACCAUGUUCCGGCAAGCAGCUCAUCGCCUCUUCACCCGAUCCACCACCACCACCACCACCACCAUCCGCCGCCUCUACUCCACGGAGGUCGCCACCGAUGCCUCCUCCGGCGACGCUGCUUUCGUUGAGGCCUGGAAGAAGGUCGCCCCUAACAUCGACCCACCAAAGACUCCGAUCCAGUUUAUGGAGCCCCGCCCACCUACCCCUUCCACUUUGCCCUCUAAACUCACCGUCAAUUUCGUUCUUCCUUACGCUGCUGAACUCUCCAAAGCAGAGGUUGAUAUGGUGAUAGUUCCAGCAACAACGGGCCAAAUGGGUAUUUUACCUGGACACGUACCGACAAUUGCAGAGCUCAAACCAGGUCUUCUUUCAGUCCAUGAAGGUAACGACGUGAAGAAAUAUUUCAUCAGCAGUGGGUUUGCUUUCGUGCACUCAAACUCUUACGCAGACAUAUUGGCUGUUGAGGCUGUUCCCCUUGACCGAAUCGACCCAGCACAAGUACAAAAGGGUUUAAGCGAGUUCACUCAGAAGCUGAACUCAGCAUCAACUGAUUUGGACAAAGCCGAAGCCCAGAUUGGAGUUGAUGUUCAUAGUGCUCUUAACUCUGCUCUUACCGGUUAAGAGUGGUGGCUAGUGACCACUUUUGUGAUCUUUUUUCAACUACAAAUAAGAGUUUUUUCUCGACUUUUGUUAUGUGAACGGGAAAAACUUUGAUAGAAUGUUUUUCCGUUAUUGUGUGUUCAUGCUGAUUAUGAGAUUAUAAUGUAUCUUGAAAUUUGAACAGAUAUUCAAGAAGUUUAUAUCUUUAUGGUAUUUUUGCUUGGGCAGAUUA
Messenger RNA from Helianthus annuus (common sunflower), 965 nucleotides. Its product is annotated as ATP synthase subunit delta', mitochondrial. Bases 137 to 754 code for a protein of 205 amino acids. Lineage: Eukaryota; Viridiplantae; Streptophyta; Magnoliopsida; Asterales; Asteraceae. Gene Ontology annotation, biological process: proton motive force-driven ATP synthesis. The transcript is spliced from 2 exons. The record is from RefSeq and is a predicted model, not a curated record. Gene Ontology annotation, molecular function: proton-transporting ATP synthase activity, rotational mechanism.